AGGUCCCUGCGAUGCUUUUCCUUGUACCUGCUCGUCUUCUGGCUGAUGUAGAGCAGUUCAAACCCUGGCACCAAGUUGAAGGAGCUCCGUUCCAGUACCCUGGGUGCUACGUCCCUGGUGAGAAGAUCAACAAUCAAGAUCCAGGGAACAUGUGGUUGCCCGAUCCCCACCCAUAUUCCGAUGGGCAGCCAUGGCCAAGCGUGAUCGUGUAAAGGAGCUGUAUCCUUCGUUCCCGUGUUGUAAUGUCUGAGAGUCCUUGUUGCAAUGGAUCAUGACGUGUCUCCUUCG
Messenger RNA from Guillardia theta CCMP2712, 288 nucleotides. RefSeq lists its product as hypothetical. The transcript is spliced from 4 exons. The record is from RefSeq and is a predicted model, not a curated record. Lineage: Eukaryota; Cryptophyceae; Pyrenomonadales; Geminigeraceae. The coding region runs from base 12 to 212 and encodes 66 amino acids.